AUGAAUAUCCAGCCAAAACAAUUCGUGCUGUGUUUCGAUGGCACCGGUAACAAAUUCGCUGGUGAUGCAUCCGACACGAAUCUCGUCAAGAUCUAUCGCAUGCUGGACCGAAGCAAAAGCCACCAAUACCACUACUACCAGCCUGGAAUCGGGACCUACGUAACUAGCAACAACUUUGGUGGGAAAAGCAGGCUGGAACGCGUGAAAUCCUCCUACAAAAAAGCGAAAGACGCAGCCUUAGGCUCCUCAUUCGACGAACACGUGCUUGGGGGCUAUAAAUUUCUCAUGCGAUACUAUGCGCCAGGCGACAAAAUCUACUUCUUCGGGUUUAGUCGUGGGUCCUACACUGCACGGUUCCUCGCAGAAAUGCUGGACUUUGUCGGUCUGCUACAACCAGGAAAUGAAGAGAUGAUCCGAUUUGCCUGGAAGACGUUUGCGAAGUGGCAGCAGCGGCGGGAUACGACAGACCAUGACCAUGAAGAGCGACAUCGAUUGUUCAUGUUUAUGAAGGCAUUUCGGGAGACGUUUAGUCGUCCUGUUGGACGGAUCCAGUUUUUGGGUUUGUUUGAUACGGUGAAUAGUGUGCCUGUCUUUGAGAAUGCUUGGAUGGAGAGAAGUAAAUUUCCUUAUACGGCGCAAAGUUCGGCGAGGGUGAUUCGGCAUGCAGUUUCUAUCGAUGAGCGACGGGCCAAGUUCCGACAGGAUCUUCUGUAUGAAGUUCGGCCAAAGGGGUCUAAAGAGAAACAUUCGCCUUCGCUUGGGUUGAGACGUCUUUUGUCUCGUCAGAAUGAAGAGAGUGAGAAGGUCAAUGUUCCUGAAAUUGUGUUGGAUAGGCCUGAAAAUGAGAGGCAGACGGCGCAGAUUCCAAGACGGGGGUCUUUAAGAGUUCUCAACGAAGGCCAGAGAUAUCGUGGACAUAGCCAUUCACCUAAUAGGCGGGCUAGUGUCGAAGGGCCGAGGACUGGGAAUUUACUCGGGGAUGAUGUUUCACAGAGAAGUGGUGUCUCCGGGCUGUCUCUUCGACCUUCACAUCUCAAUGUAUCAAGCGACACAGGAGACGAUGACGACGAACAAGAUGUGGCAGAGGUAUGGUUUCCAGGACAACAUGGCGACGUUGGAGGUGGCUGGAUCCUCAAUCCAAAAGAUCCCUGGCCACUCAGUCACAUCCCACUUGUGUGGAUGGUCAAGGAAGCCCAAUUGGCAGGACUCGAGUUUGACCCCGAAAAGCUCGAACAAUUCAACUGCCGCGACGAGGCAAUCGAGUCACACCGAUCUCUGGAAGAUACCAAGCCGAAUAUAUACCGCGAUGCACUUCAGCAAACCAUGGACCAGGGCAUCGUACAUGACACCCUCACAUAUGGCGGUGGUGUAUCAGCAUUAUCAACCCUUUCAUGGAGAUUAAUGGAAUACUUGCCUUUCCGCAGAAUGGACCUGCAGUCAGAUGGAUCCUGGAAGCCGAUUCGUUGGCCUCUUCCUUGUGGCGAGGUGCGUGAUAUCCCGGAAGAUGCUCAGAUUCACAUUUCUGCUAUACAUCGGAUGGAAAUUGAUCCAAAAUAUCGACCUGGAAAUCUUAUUAUCGGUGGAGGUGGAAGGGGUGUCAAGAGAGCCCCUCCAAGAUAUGGAAUUGGAAACUGGCAAGUCUGCAAGAAUGAGGGCGAUUUGGUUAGACAAACCUAUGUUCGAAAGAUUGAGGAUCUCUGUCAAGAUGAUCAUCUAUAG
Messenger RNA from Penicillium nucicola, 1719 nucleotides. Its product is annotated as T6SS phospholipase effector Tle1-like catalytic domain-containing protein. NCBI's taxonomy places the organism in Eukaryota, Fungi, Ascomycota, Eurotiomycetes, Eurotiales, Aspergillaceae. The transcript is spliced from 2 exons. The coding region runs from base 1 to 1719 and encodes 572 amino acids. The record is from RefSeq and is a predicted model, not a curated record.